Menidia menidia (Atlantic silverside) is the source of this 567-nucleotide messenger RNA. The record is from the annotation of a GenBank genome assembly. NCBI's taxonomy places the organism in Eukaryota, Metazoa, Chordata, Actinopteri, Atheriniformes, Atherinopsidae.
UCAGAAAACGGUGUCAGGAGCCACGGUGAUAACCAGGAACUAACUUUUUAACAGCUUUCGAUGGAACAAACUCCGAGUGAAACCCCUCAGAAAACAUUUGAGUGCCAGUUGUGUGGCUUGAGUACCCCUUUUACUUACUACGGCCAGAAACCGCCCAACACCAGAGCGAUUGUGUUGCUUGAGGAGUGCUUUGUGACCAAAGACCCCUUCUGUCCGGACAAGGAGAAGUUUUUGGUUUUGGGCUCCACCUGCAGCCUGUGCAGCAUGUGUGUCUGUGUCGGAUCGGAUUGCAGUCUCUUCUACACCAAGAGGUUCUGCAUGCAGUGCGUGAACAAGAACUUGGACCAGUUCCCCCAUCAGAUCCAGACCGAGCUGGCAAAGAAGAAGCAAAGUUGACCCCAGAGCUCCAUAAGCUGCUCCUCAGGCCUCCAUAACGGCUCCAAACGGACUAAAGCUGGGUCCAGCCCACAGAUCCCAGUGAACUAAACUAAGAUUCCUAAAUUGUCUGACAUGUUUUCAAUGGUUUAAAAGUGUUCUUUUAGUUUUUUUUAUUAUAAAUGCCUUUUU